Molecule: messenger RNA, 1964 nt
Organism: Acipenser ruthenus (sterlet)
Lineage: Eukaryota; Metazoa; Chordata; Actinopteri; Acipenseriformes; Acipenseridae
Gene: slc35a5
Product: solute carrier family 35 member A5
Exons: 7
Coding region: 118-1395 (425 amino acids)
Biological process (GO): pyrimidine nucleotide-sugar transmembrane transport
Cellular component (GO): Golgi membrane
Molecular function (GO): pyrimidine nucleotide-sugar transmembrane transporter activity
Source: RefSeq, a predicted model, not a curated record
UCGAUUGAUUCUGCACAUGCGCUUCAGUGAUGCACGGGGAACGGAAGUGACUGGAAUUGUGACGUGUUGUUAGACGAGAAAGAAAUGGAGAUGGACAGCCGACCUUCCUGAUGUGUCAUGGCCUGCCGGUGUUGCCAGCGCUGCGGGCUUUGCUCGCGCUCCUCUGUAUACACAUUACUCUUAGGGGCUGGGUUUGUGACUUUGGGCACCAGCCGCAUUCUCCUGGUCAAGUUUUCUGCUAAUGCAGAAAAUAAAUAUGACUACCUACCUGCCUCUGUCAAUGUCUGUGCAGAGGGUCUGAAACUAAUCUUUUGUAUAGUGAUGUCACUGCGGGUCAUGAUACAAGAGGGACGGUCGUACAAAGACUGGGGCUGCUACUCCUGGAGAGAUUUUCUGAAUUACAUGAAAUGGUCCGUUCCUGCUUUACUCUACUUUCUUGACAAUUUAAUUGUCUUCUAUGUGUUGACCUACCUCCAGCCUGCUAUGGCAGUGUUGUUUUCCAAUUUUGUCAUCAUUACAACAGCCAUUCUCUUUAGGAUUGUGCUAAAGAGACGUUUAUCUUGGGUGCAGUGGGCUUCUCUUGUGAUCCUGUUUCUCUCCAUUGUGGCCCUGACGACCGGGACUGGAGAGAGUCAGAACACCAUCGCUGCACAUGGAUUUCACCCCAACCCCUUCGUCCUUCCCUCCAACAGCUGCCUCCAUUUCACCCAGCUGGGAGACAAGCCCCUGAACAGCAAUUCCACAGUGGGUGAGACAUUCUCAAGCUUCCCUUGGAACAGGGAGGCCUUCAAAAAGCUCAGUAGCUUGGGCCUGGGGCAUGUCCUCCUAAUAGUACAGUGCUUCGUGUCUUCCAUGGCCAACAUCUACAACGAGAAGAUCCUGAAAGAGGGGGACCAGCUGAUGGAGAGCAUCUUCAUACAGAACAGCAAGCUAUACAUCUUUGGGGUGGUUUUUAAUGGCCUCACAUUGGUUUUAAACUCUGACUACCGGUCCCAAGCGCAGCACUGUGGGUUCUUCUUUGGGCACAAUGCCUACUCGCUGGCCCUCAUCUUUGUCACUGCUGCCCUGGGGUUGUCGGUGGCGUUCAUCCUGAAGUUCAGGGACAACAUGUUCCAUGUGCUCACAGGCCAGGUUACCACUGUUCUCAUCACCACCGCUUCAAUCUUUAUAUUUGACUUCAAGCCCUCCCUGGAUUUUUUUGUUCAAGCCCCUGUUGUGCUGAUGGCUAUAUUCAUUUACAACGCCAGCAAGCCUCGGGACCCAGAGUAUGCCCUGCAGCAAGAGAAGAUGAGGGUUAUCAAUGGUGAACUCUAUGAACGGUCCAGAGGGGAUGGAGAGGAACUGGAGCGGCUAACCAAACCCAACACAGACUCUGACACAGAAGAUUCUUUUUAGUUUCUUCAUCUCUAACAUGCUCAGAUACUAUUUAAGAGCAUCAGUGACUUGUGCUGGUGCUGUGAAGACAUGUUGUCAAAUGAACUUUGCUUGUCUGUAACGAGAGCAAUACAGCUGCAAAUAUAAAAAGAUAUAGGUUAUAAAAGGAACUGAUGUGAGAUGCCAAAGACAUUCCUGCACAUUGCUCAGGCAAUGGACAUUGUAACAAUACUGUUUCAUGCACCCAUUUCAUACAACACAGCCACAAUUUACAAGAAGACAUUCCGAAUCAUUGGUAAAACGUGUUCGCAAUAAGGCUAUCAUUGCUUCAUUUCCAUUUUGAGUGGCUUUUGUUUAUAUAAUUAAAUGUGCAUUUAAACUGUGGGAAGAGUGUAAACAUGCUAAGUAUUCUGUGUUGUACAGUUUGGGCAUUCUCCAGUUUUUAAAUCUGACAGAUGUGUAAUUUUGAAAUAAGUGGUGAAAGUAGGUCACAUUUCAUUUUUUGAAAACCGGUUUGUGUCUUAUUUAAUGUUUUUCUUGGCACAAUGUUGUAAUAUAUAAAUAAAUAAAUACAUAAUUAUAAAAAAAAA